AUGGAUACGUUGGGGGUUUCGACGUUGAAAUUUCGUCACGCACAAAUUUUUUUCCGAGUUUCCAUUUUACCCUUGUGUAUUGGUCGGGUUACGGUACCGCUCACUCUUCUUGCGUCGCACCGCUUCCUCCCCUUCGUCGCCGGCUUCCUCUUCGUCACCCACGUCGCCGUCCCUCCAUGGCCCGCGUCGCCACCACUCCAUGGCUCGCAUCGCCUUCAACUCUACCCUCCUUCUCUCUCCCGACAUCUUCAUCUCUCUCUCUCCACCGCUGCCUUUCUUCCUGCAGGAAUCCCCUCUUUCUUUCGAGGUCAAACACCGCCGGAUUUUCCGACAGCAAUCUGCUCCACCGCGGCGGCUUCCCCCAUCUUUGAGGCAAGCAAGCACCUCGCAACCUCCUUUUCUCUGUGCGCUUCACUUCACCUAAAUUCACAGGGUGUGCUGGAGAGCGUGCACGAGAUUCCAGUGAAGAGUUUGUCCCUGGAAUCGCGGCAGGGAGCGCGCGAGUUCCUCGACGAGGUGCGGCUGCUGCUGAAGGUGCAUCAACGGAACCUAGUCUCCCUCGUCAGCUGCUGCACCUCCUCUCCUGCCCGGGCCGGACACAAGAUACGCGCUACCCAUACUUCCCAAACGCUACUGGCGACACCGACAAGCUCAAGGACUUUGAGGCCCAGAUGGACAACUGGACAUGAACUCAGUAAAUCAACAGUAAAUGCAGGAGCCAGAAUUGGAUGUGGAGGGCCAUUUUCUCCUUCCAGAGUUGAGGUCUGGCAGGACCAUUUCUUCUGACAAAUUAAUGUUGGGGCACCGGAGAACUGUUGGGGCCGAGGACAAGCUGCUCCUGCUGAUGGGCAGGAGAGAAGUUGCUGCUGGCGUGGCGAGGAGGAGAAGCCGGUGAAUCUGGAGUACCAUAUUAAUGCGGUGAGGAGAAACGAAGAAUCACAGCGAGGCUGCCGCCACCACCCGUUCCCCGCUGCCGUCGAGGGUCCAUGCCCUCAGCCCCGCCUCCACCGUUCCCUGCUCCCGCCCAUCCACUCUGGCCUGGGAAACCUCGGGCUCCAGCUGGUGAUCGAGUGCGUGGACGAUGAGGCGACCUGGGGCUCUGGAUGAUCGGGGUGGAGGAGUCGCUAGGUAUGCGCGGAUCUGGAAGAAGAAGACGCUCGGGGCGGAGCUGGAAGACGACGACGAGAUUGCGAUUCAUAUUUAGACAGGGGCAGCGAUGUAAUUUUACACGUUUUUCACCUGGUCGGAAAAAGCUAAAACGUCUUAUAUUUCUGAACGGAGGGAGUAUGUUACUAUUUCCAGUGAUCCAACAUGUUUGGGAUUAUGUUUAGGUAAACACUAUCAAUCGCAAUCCGAUGGGAAA
Molecule: messenger RNA, 1363 nt
Organism: Lolium rigidum
Lineage: Eukaryota; Viridiplantae; Streptophyta; Magnoliopsida; Poales; Poaceae
Exons: 6
Coding region: 1-786 (261 amino acids)
Source: RefSeq, a predicted model, not a curated record